CUUUCCCUGCCUCCAUCUCUCUUUCUCUCCUCCCCUUUUCGUUCCUCUCUUUCUAGCUUCUUGCACUCUUGCUCAGAAAAAUAAUCAAUGGAGGCUCUCAGACUAGAAGCUCGAGCAUUAGGGUCCCUCUCAGGGGGUUCCACCCCGCUCAAGGCCCUUCUCCCUGGGGCAGAGGGCCUCGUCCUUCCCCCUGGAGAUCCAGAGCUGUGCCGGGAGCAUGGAGAGACGUUUACCUUGUUCUGUGUGGAUGACCUGGAGCCAGUGUGCAGUCAGUGUGGACUGACUGAGACCCACGCGGGGCACAGAGUCUACCCCAUAACGGAGGCUGUACCUGACUGUAAGGGGGAGCUGAACUCUUCACUGGGGAAGCUGCUCGGGAAGAGCAGGAGGUUUGAGAAGGUUACACGGAUCUUUGAACACGCCUCCCAACACAACCAGAGCCAUGCCCAGCAGACAGAGAGACAGAUAAAGGAGGAGUUUGAGAAGCUGCACCAGUUCCUGAGAGAGGAGGAGGAGGCCAGGCUAGCCAGGGUGAGGGAGGAAGAGGAGGAGAGGAAUAGAGUGAUGAAGGAGAAGAGAGAGAGAGUGGGAAAAACGAUGGAGCUGCUGGCUAAAACCAUCCGAGAGAUCGAGGAAGAGAUGGAAGACAGGGAUGACAUCGCCUUUCUGCAGAAUUACCAGGAGACAGUAAAGAG
Messenger RNA from Oncorhynchus tshawytscha (Chinook salmon), 695 nucleotides. Its product is annotated as E3 ubiquitin-protein ligase TRIM35-like. The annotation marks the transcript as partial. Gene Ontology annotation, molecular function: zinc ion binding. Lineage: Eukaryota; Metazoa; Chordata; Actinopteri; Salmoniformes; Salmonidae. The transcript has 4 exons. The record is from RefSeq and is a predicted model, not a curated record.